Panicum hallii is the source of this 2732-nucleotide messenger RNA. RefSeq names its product F-box/LRR-repeat MAX2 homolog. NCBI's taxonomy places the organism in Eukaryota, Viridiplantae, Streptophyta, Magnoliopsida, Poales, Poaceae. The record is from RefSeq and is a predicted model, not a curated record. The transcript has a single exon. Gene Ontology annotation, cellular component: SCF ubiquitin ligase complex. Gene Ontology annotation, biological process: SCF-dependent proteasomal ubiquitin-dependent protein catabolic process. Bases 149 to 2266 code for a protein of 705 amino acids. Gene Ontology annotation, molecular function: protein binding.
CCCCACUCCCUUCACCCACAGGCCACAUCCCCCCUCUCCUCCUGCCCCCAGCUGCCUCCCUGCCCGCAAGGGAAAGAAAAAAAAAGGCUCGACGACUUUGCCGGACGCGGCGGCGCACGCAUCCCAUCCCACCCCAUCGCCGCGUCGCAUGGCGGAGGACGCCGCGGCGGGCUUCCCAUCCCCAAUCCUGGACCUGCCGGAGCCGCUACUGCUGCACAUCCUGGGCUUCCUCACCGACCCCCGGUCGCGGCACCGCGCCGCGCUGGCGUGCCACCGGCUCCUGGCGGCGGAGCGGUCGACGCGCGCCGCGCUGUCGCUGCGCGGGGACCCCCGGUCGCCCACGUUCCUCCUGCUGGGGCCGGGCUUCUGCUUCCCGGCACUGGAGCGGCUCGACCUCUCGCUGGUGUCGCCGUGGGGCCAGCCGUUCCUCUCCGCCGCGGCGCGGGCCGCCGACGCCGCCGCGCCGCACUCCACGGAGGAGGAGGUCGCGCAGCAGAACGCCUUCAUCGCGGAGCACCUCGCGCAGUGCUUCCCGGCCGUGUCCUCGCUCGCCGUCUACUGCCGGGACCCCACCACGCUCGCCAGCCUCACCCCGCAGUGGCGGGGCCGCCUCCGCGGCGUCAAGCUCGUGCGCUGGCACCAGCGCCCACCGGGACUCGACGCCGGCGCGGAUCUCGAGCCGCUGCUCCGGGACUGCCCCGCGCUCAGGGCGCUCGAUCUCUCCGAGUUCUACUGCUGGACGGAGGACAUCGGGCCGGCGCUAGCGGCGCACCCUGCCGCCGCCGCCGCGCUCACAGAGCUCGACCUCGGCCUGGCGGGCGCCACGGACGGGUUCCACGCCACCGAGCUAGGGGCCAUCGCAGGAUCCUGCCCCAGUCUGCGGAAGCUCGUGGCGCCCUGUGUGUUCAACCCACGGUACGUUGACUUCGUCGGCGACGACGCGCUCCUCGCCAUCGCCACCAGGUGUCCCAAGCUCACGGUCUUGCAGCUUCGGGAACCGUUCGAGUCGGCGUCCACCAGCCAACGGGAGGACGCCGCCAUUACCGUGGCUGGGUUGGUUUCCUUCUUUGCUGCACUCCCGGCGCUGGAGGAUUUCACGCUUGACCUGCGGCAUAAUGUGCUGGAGGCAGCACCGGCGAUGGAGGCGCUUGCCCGCAGGUGCCCGCGGAUCAAGUUCUUGACUCUUGGGGGCUUCCAGGGUUUGUGCAAGGCGUCAUGGUUGCAUCUUGAUGGCGUUGCAGUGUGCGGUUCGCUGGAGUCGCUUUGCAUCAAGAGUUGUCUGGAUCUCACCGACGCCAGCCUUGCAGCAAUCGGUCGUGGGUGUGGUAGGCUUGCUAAGUUCGCCAUCCAUGGCUGCGAUCUUGUGACAUCAUCUGGGAUCAGGAGGCUAGCAACGGCGCUUCGGCCCACAAUCAAGGAAGUCAGUAUCUUGCACUGCCGGCUUCUGGACACAGCAGCAUGCCUCACUGCUCUAAGUCCGAUCCGAGAUCGCAUUGAGAGUCUUGAGAUCAACUGUGUCUGGAAGGAAGUUGAACAACCAGAGAGCGUAGCCAAUGGCACAAUCGGAUGCAACCAUGAGGAUGAUGAUCUAGAUGAAGUUUCAUAUGAGUCUGCAUCGAAGAAAUGUAGGUACAUGGAUUUGGAUGAUCUAGUCAGCUGGGAGAUGCUCCGUUCACUCUCCCUCUGGUUCCCUGCUGGUGAGCUACUCUCCCCACUCAUUUCUGCUGGGCUUGAUAGCUGUCCUGUGCUAGAGGAGAUCACAAUUAAGGUAGAGGGUGAUUGCCGGACAUGUCCACGCCCUGGCCCUCAAGUUUUUUUCGGCCUGAGUGAUCUUGCAGGCUUCCCAGUUCUGGCCAAGAUGAAAUUGGAUCUGAGUGAGGCAGUUGGUUAUGCACUUACUGCACCAGCAGGGCAGAUGGAUCUUUCUCUGUGGGAGCGAUUUUAUUUGCAAGGAAUUGAUUCGCUAAUUACUUUGUAUGAACUCGACUAUUGGCCUCCCCAAGACAAGGAAGUGAACCAACGGAGCCUGACACUGCCCGCUGUGGGACUGCUCCAGCGCUGCACCGGACUCAGGAAGCUCUUCGUCCAUGGCACCACACAUGAGCAUUUCCUGAGCUUCUUCUCGAUGAUGCCAAAUUUGAGGGACAUGCAGUUACGGGAGGACUACUAUCCGGCACCAGAGAAUGAUAUGAUGAUCACGGAAAUGCGGGCUGAGUCUUGGCUCCGGUUCGAGAUGCAGCUGAACAGCCGGAGAAUUGAGGAUUAAGGUGAAUCUGACGAGCUGUGAGAGCAUCAAAUGAAUACAGGUACUUAUUUCAGGUGGGACUGAACCAGGUGGAGUUGAUGUGGGAUGGUGCUGAGCGAUGGAUCAGUUGCUUGUGUUUAGGGGAGUAGCGAAGAUAGCUGGUGUACUGCUAUUGAGGAAGGUAGAAGACAAUGCUCUGAGCCUUUGACCACGCGGAAAAUAUCGGUGAUCUUCUCUAGUUGCAUUUUUCUUUUGCUUUUAUAAUAAAAUAUGUAAUAAGAGAGUUGGUGCAGAAUUAAAAUAUUUGCAGGAGGUGAGAUGACAAAGUAGUCUUUGAGGAAAUUUUGCCAGGGAUGACUUUUUUCCCUCCUUUUUUGAGCUGAGCUGAGUUGAACACCGGCAUGAUAAAUUGGCAUUGUUCUUGUGAGCUGUAAUAAAUAGCUCUGUAAAAAAGAAUAAAAGAAAUGUCAUUCAGUCAUCUCCCUUA